This is a messenger RNA of Knipowitschia caucasica, 3414 nucleotides long. The record is from the annotation of a GenBank genome assembly. Lineage: Eukaryota; Metazoa; Chordata; Actinopteri; Gobiiformes; Gobiidae.
AUGAGUAGCCCGAGUCCGAAUCUGUUGCGUGUGAACGAACCUUACAAGCGUUAUGGCUCCAUGCUGUCGUUGGAGGAGAAGUGUGAGCAGUCCUUCUUCCUUUUCUACUAUUACAGGAUGGAGGACGAGGCGGUGCUGGACCGGGGCGCCUCGCUGCUCAAACACAUGUGUGACGAAGAGGAGGUGGAAGGACAUCACACAGUUUACAUCGGCGUGAGGGUCCCCAAGAGCUACAGGAGGAGACGGCGCCACCGACGUAAAAGCGGAAACAAAGACAGAAAAGAGCGAGUGUCGGACAACACUGAAGAAAAGUCUGACACCGAGAACCAGGACCCAGACGAGGCCAGCAACAGCAUCCUCAAGCCACUCAUCUCUCCUGCUGCAGAGAGGAUCCGCUUCAUCCUGGGAGAGGAGGACGAUGGCCCUGCUCCCCCUCAGCUCUUCACCGAGCUGGACGAGCUGCUGUCAGUGGACGGACAGGAGAUGGAGUGGAAGGAGACGGCCAGGUGGAUCAAGUUUGAGGAGAAGGUGGAGAAAGGUGGCGAGCGCUGGAGCAAACCGCACGUGGCCACGCUGUCCCUACACAGUCUGUUCGAGCUUCGGACCUGUAUAGAAAAGGGAACGAUCAUGCUGGAUAUGGAAGCCUCCACUCUGUCUCAGGUUGUGGAGAUGAUCACCGACAACCAAAUCGAGGUGGGACAGCUCAAAGCAGAGCUGAAGGACAAGGUGAUGUAUACGCUGCUACGGAAACACCGGCACCAGACCAAGAAGUCGAACCUGCGCUCUCUGGCCGACAUCGGCAAAACGGUCUCCAGUGCAAGUAGGCUGUUUACCAACCAGGACGCCGCACGCAGUCCACUUGACACCUCCAUGACUUGCUUGUCCAGUCGAAUGUCUAUGGAGGACUUGAACACGCAGAGGAGUUCAAGCAUGGACUGGCUAAACAGCCCCACCACCACACCCCGGAACCUCGCCUCCAGCAGCCUCAAUGACAUUUCGGACAAACCGGAGAAGGACCAGCUGAGGAACAAGUUCAUGAAGAAGUUGCCCAGAGAUGCGGAGGCCUCUAACGUCCUGGUGGGAGAGGUGGACUUUCUGGACGCUCCUUUCGUGGCGUUUGUGCGUCUGCAGCAGGCUGUGAUGCUGGGAGCGCUGACCGAGGUGCCUGUCCCUACAAGGUUUUUAUUCAUUCUUCUUGGACCAAAGGGAAAAGCCAAGUCGUAUCAUGAAAUUGGACGAGCUAUUGCUACGCUAAUGUCUGACGAGAUCUUCCAUGACAUUGCGUACAAGGCCAAGGACAGGGGAGAUCUUUUGGCCGGUAUCGACGAGUUCUUGGAUGAAGUCAUCGUGCUUCCCCCUGGAGAGUGGGACCCGACCAUCCGGAUAGAGCCCCCAAAGAGCCUCCCCUCCUCCGACAAAAGGAAGAACAUGUACUCAGGUGGGGCGGGCGGAGGAGGGGGUCCACAGAUGAACGGAGACAUGCCCCAUGACGGGGGCCACGGAGGAGGACACGAGGUCGGAGACGAGCUCAAGAAGACCGGAAGGUUUUGCGGUGGCCUCAUACUCGAUAUCAAAAGAAAAGCGCCUUUCUUUCUCAGCGAUUUCACAGACGGCUUCAACAUUCAGGCCCUGUCAGCCAUUAUAUUCAUUUAUUUGGGAACCGUGACCAACGCCAUCACCUUCGGGGGUCUCCUGGGGGAUGCAACCAACAACAUGCAGGGAGUCCUUGAGAGCUUUCUGGGCACUGCCAUCAGCGGUGGAGUCUUCUGCUUGUUGGCCGGACAACCUCUUACUAUUCUGAGCAGCACCGGGCCAGUUCUAGUGUUCGAGCGGCUUCUCUACAAGUUCAGCCAAGAUAACUCGUUCGACUACCUGGAGUUCCGGCUGUGGAUCGGUCUCUGGUCGGCGUUCUUCUGUUUCGCCCUGGUGGCCACAGACGCCAGCUUCCUGGUGCAGUAUUUCACCCGCUUCACCGAGGAGGGGUUCGCCAGUCUCAUCAGCUUCAUCUUCAUCUACGACGCCUUCAAGAAGAUGAUCAAGUUGGGACACCGCUACCCGAUCAACCCCGAAUUUAGAUUUGAAUAUGUCACGCACUACGACUGCGCGUGCAUGGCUCCUAUAGUGAUGGAGAACAGAACAAACGUGCUCGGUUCGGAAAGUCUGGAUGGAUCUUCAAUGUGGAUCCUGAAUGGAACAGAACUGCCAAUGAACAGCACCUGGUCGACUCUGACGCGGAGUGAGUGUCUGAAGUACAAGGGGGAGCUGGUGGGAGAGUCCUGCGAUUUCGUCCCGGACGUCACCCUCAUGUCCUUUAUCCUGUUCUUCGGGACCUACACCACCUCCAUGUGUCUAAAGAAGUUUAAGACCAGCCAGUUCUUCCCCACGACGGUGAGGAAACUGAUUAGUGACUUCGCCAUCAUCCUGGCCAUCCUCAUCUUCUGUGGCGUGGACAUGCUGGUCGGAGUGGAGACUCCCAAACUCAUUGUGCCAAGUGAAUUUAAGCCAACCAACCCGAGUCGAGGCUGGUUCGUGCCCUUGUUCGGGGGUAACCCUUGGUGGGUGUACCUGGCCUCUGCCCUGCCGGCUCUCCUGGUCACCAUCCUCCUCUUCAUGGACCAGCAGAUCACCGCAGUCAUCAUCAACAGGAAGGAGCACAAGCUCAAGAAAGGUGCUGGCUAUCACCUGGACCUGUUCUGGGUGGCGCUGCUCCUGGCCGUGUGCUCGUUCAUGGGUCUGCCGUGGUACGUGGCGGCGACGGUCAUCUCCAUCGCUCACAUCGACAGCCUGAAGAUGGAGACGGAGACCUCUGCGCCCGGAGAGCAGCCCAAGUUCCUCGGCGUCAGAGAGCAGCGAGUGACCGGUGUGUGUGUGUUCAUCCUGACGGGGCUGUCUGUGUUCAUGUCUCCCAUUCUGAAGUUCAUCCCGAUGCCUGUGCUGUACGGAGUCUUCCUGUACAUGGGAGUCGCUUCACUCAAUGGAGUUCAGUUCAUGGACCGCCUGAAGCUGCUGCUGAUGCCGGCGAAGCACCAGCCGGACCUGGUCUACCUGCGGCACGUCCCCCUGAGGAAGGUGCACCUGUUCACCUUCAUCCAGGUGCUGUGUCUGGCUCUGCUCUGGAUCCUCAAGUCCACGGUGGCCGCCAUCGUGUUCCCCGUCAUGAUCCUGGCCCUGGUGGCGGUCCGAAAGGCAAUGGACUACAUGUUUUCUCAGCACGAACUGGGCUUUUUGGACGACGUCAUCCCCGAGAAAGACAAGAAGAAGAAGGAGGACGAGAAGAAGAAGCGCGGCAGUAUUGACAGUGACGCGGAAGAGUCCGACUACCCUUACAGUGAGAAUGUUCCCAGCAUUAAAAUCCCCAUGGACAUGAUGGAGCAGGAGCCUUUCUUAGGUGAUAAGGCGUCUGACAGUGAGUAG